GGUACUCAAACAAGUAAUUCCAUUCCAUUUGUGAGAAAUGACAAGCCUAUUUAAGGUGGUUUUCCAAAGCUUAAAUAUCUCUAUAUAUAUAACUAAAUACAUAUACAUAUAACUCAUAAUAAGAAGUAUAGAUUGUAGAACUGAAAUUUAUAUUAAAUAACAGAGAUAGAUAUAACAUACAUAUAUCUCUCUAUGAUUCGAACGAUGGUUCAAAGAGUACGUGAGGUGCUGAUACUAAUGUUCCUGGCGUUGAUGUCGAAAACAAACGGCGAAUGGAAGCCGAACCACUGGGGCAGAUCGAAUUGCGUUCGGCAGCCACCGCCGCCUCUGCCCGUUCCACCAGUACAAGAGGAAAACUGCCUAAGCUGGAGGGUGGCGGUAGAAGCAAACAAUGUGCGGGGAUGGCCGACAGUGCCGACGCAGUGCCUCAGUUAUGUGGAAAGGUACAUGAUCGGUGGGCAGUACGAAAAGGAUGUUAGCUUUAUCAUCGAUCAAAUAUUGGCUUACGCUGGUGACAUAACUCUCAGCGCCGAUGGCAUGGAUGCUUGGGUGUUUGAUGUUGAUGAUACUUGCAUAUCAAAUGUUUUUUACUACAAGGGAAAGAGAUAUGGGUGCGACCCAUAUGAUCCAUCAGGAUUCAAGGAAUGGGCAAUGAGAGGGGGGUGUCCAGCAGUUCCUGGUAUGCUUUCAUUGUUUAACGAACUCUUAAACAUGGGAUUCAAGAUAUUCCUUAUAACAGGCAGAGAUGAAGAAACUCUCGCCCACCCAACUAUUCAUAAUUUGCACAAUCAAGGAUUUUACAAUUAUCAAAAGCUAAUCAUGAGGAGUGUUGCAUACAAGGGACAGAGUGCAGUGGCAUACAAGUCUAGUAUUCGGAAUCAAAUAAUGAAAGAAGGCUAUAGAAUUUGGGGCAAUGUGGGAGACCAAUGGAGUGAUCUUCAAGGCGAAUGUUUGGGCAAUCGCACCUUUAAGCUGCCCAAUCCCAUGUACUUUGUUCCUUAAUUAAAUUAGCUUUAUUUCGCUUUUCAAAUAUAUAUUAUGCCAAGUACUCUAAAGUCCAAACAUAAUAUAUUGUAAGACUUUUAAUUUGACUAAGUAUUGUAAGACUUUAUAUGGUUAAGAGUAAAAUUUGUCAAUAAUAAUGAUCUCUUCCCUUUUUUAUGGGGAAAAAAAAAACAAUCUCAUGAAAGGAAAA
Cannabis sativa is the source of this 1195-nucleotide messenger RNA. Its product is annotated as acid phosphatase 1. The transcript is spliced from 3 exons. The record is from RefSeq and is a predicted model, not a curated record. Gene Ontology annotation, molecular function: acid phosphatase activity. Lineage: Eukaryota; Viridiplantae; Streptophyta; Magnoliopsida; Rosales; Cannabaceae. Bases 193 to 1002 code for a protein of 269 amino acids.